UUUGUCUUUGCUACGAUUUUCAAAUUAUAAAUUAUUUGGAAGCAUACGCCCGAGAAUACACCUUCAUUCCUUCCUAAAUUAUUUGAAAGUAAUCAAAUUAUAAAUUAUUUUGAAGUAUUCUGAAAAUUAUCCAUGUUAAUUAGUUAGAUGUCUUUUUUCUCCCUUUCUCUUUUACCUGCAUCCAUCUGUGAUCUUGUAAAUAUUGUACUGCCUACUGGGAUCAGGAACAGGGCUAAUAAAAUGACGGCCUUCUGCAGAAUUGUGUUUGGAAUUGACUACAGCACCUCAGUUGAAAAUAGAACAUAUUUUCUUCAGGACAUUACAAAGAAGUUAUGUAUUUAAAACUUCCAUUUGUUAACUUACGACCUAUGGAAAGAUGUAUUCUUAUCUGAGAAUAUGUGGCGGACAAGUUCAGAACACAUUAAUUCCAGAUCAAUUGCCAAACUUUUAAUAUUAGGCGAAUAAACUCAUGGUCUAGAUUGAGUUCACGUUAGGUGUUUUGGAAAUUCAUGGACGGAUUUUUUUGAAAAGUAGUCAACUUGUUGUUUUUCUCCAAAGAUGAGUGGAGAUUUUACGAAGAGUACCAGACGGGAAUUAAUGGAUUAACAAUAAUCGAAACAGCUGCAGAAUUUCUAUUUGGAAGCAGCUGCCUGCCAUUAUACCUGCUUUUACACAACUGAACUGAAAACAAGCACAAUAGACAUAAGAAAGAUUUCAAGUAUUAUCUGCUGAUGGGUGAUAGAGGAUGAUGUCAGGAAGGAAAAAGAUGAAAAUAGAUGAAUAAAGCAGCGUUCAUAGGAGGCCAACGAUUGCACGGAAUAGAAGGCCACACCUAUCUUAGGAAGGUUACGGGACCGAGGAAGAGCACCGAAGUCUUUCUCAUCUCCUCGAAUCACAAGGUGUUGAAUUCAAAACAUUUAUGAUGAAAUGUGAUAGACCAUUAAAGGUCGUGAUUCGAGGACUUUCAUUCUGCACUCCUUUUGAGGACAUCAAAGAGGAAUUUAAAAAGGAAGACUUUACAUUUGUCAGUCUUACUCAACUGACGAAAUUCCAAAUUAAAUCACCAAUGCCAUUAUUUCAUGCACUAAUUGCAAACAGCCCUCUGUCAGAAACAAUCGGUACUCUCACUGAGAUGUUUGGCACUAAUAUUUCAGUGGAGAGAUAUAGAGGUAGGAAGAGGUUCUUUCAAUAUUGGCGGUGUCAAGGCUUCUUUCACAGCUCUGAAGCAUGUAAGCUUCCUGUGAAAUGCGUAAAAUGUAAAGGACCUCAUAGGGCUAAAGAUUGUUCUUUUGCCUUUAAGGAUAAGUUAAAAUGUGCGAACUGCUCAGGUGAUCAUGCGGGGAACUGGCGUCAAUGCCCCACACUUCCCUAAAACUAGUGGACGACAACCGGCCACCCAUAAUUUUCUAAACUCCAGACAAGCCACCAGAUCGAUAUGGGAUCUCCCAGGAAGCAUCAACCUCUGAAAAAUUACAGAAAUGUUGAGAAAAUGUCUUAAGGCCAAAAUUCUGAGUCAGAUACCCCCCCCCCCCCUAAUGUACCGUUGGAGUAGAAAACUGCAGCAUACUUGGACAAAAAAAGUAUUUAAGAAUGGUUAUCACAAAAGAAUAUUUCAAUAUAGUAAGAAUAUUCAGUAAACAGUAGGUUUGUCUGCAAUAAAAGGUAAAGAAAGAAGACUUACUAUUACGCAUAUCGGAAGCGAAGAAGGUUUCGUCCGUGAUGCAGCAGAUAUUUAAUGGGGGGAAAAAGUUGUGAUUAUCAUGACGGAAUGAAUGGUGAUCAUUUCGGAAAAUGGUUAGAAAAUGUUCUUCCUAAUUCGAAGAAAAAUAGCAUACUCGUAAUAGACAAUGCUUCCUAUCAUUUGGUAAAAAUGGAAAAAAUUCCUACAACUUCUUGGACAAAAAAAAAUCUAUUCUCAAGAAUGGUUAUCACAAAAGAAUAUUUCCUGGAAUAAAAACAUGAUAAAAAUCGAACUUUUGCAAAAAGUUUCUGAAGUGAAACAUUUUUAUGACAAAUAUCGAGUAGAAGCAGUUGCAGUGAAAUAUGGACAUAGAAUUUUGAAAUUGCCACAGCGAGCUAUUUAGAUGAUUUGGAGCCAGAUUAAAAAACGCGGAAAUAAAACUUUUACGCUUAGUAAUGGGAAGGAUCUCGUAAUCCAAGGAAUACAAAAAGUUACAAUUGACAAUUGGAAAAAUUGCAUUAACCAUGUAAUAACAAAAGAGAAAGAAACGAGGAAAAUUGAUGGACUUGUAGAUGAAAUAUGCGAAAAUCAGAAUUUAAUAAUUUCGAUUAGCAGUGAUUCGAGUGUCAAUGAGUCGGAACUAACAAAUAGAACACCUUAAAUAGAAAUUUUGGAUUUUUGAUGCAACUACAGAGAUGGUCCCGGUGCUGCCUUACGAUCUACAUAUAAAGGAACUCUUGGUGCUUGUUAAAGCUGGACAGCCCAAAAAACUUUAUUACCAGCAGCUUAAUAUUAGAGUUAGUGAAUUAGAAAAAAAAAAAUGCAAUUCAAGUGUACAUGGGUUAAUAGCAAGUUAGAAGAAGAGAAAGAGCUUAUAUUAUAUCCUAGCAAAAAGGGUCUGGUAGCUGAUCUAUUAGAAGAAGCCAAGAAACAAGUGGAAUUGUCUGAAAAUGGUUCUGGUAAACUUAGGUUAUUAGAAAUUAUUAAUUAUAAAAUCUUUGCUGUUCAGCGAGAAGAUAUGCCUUUAGAUUCACUUGCUAAUGCUGGUACAAAGUCCUUCAGGAUUGAAGAAAUACCUAUUGAUGAGUUGGAAAUUGCAGAUGAUGAAUUGCUAAUACCUGUUGCUCAUUUCCAAAAGGAAAUCUUUUCUAAUUUUGGUGUGCCAUUUCUUUUGAAAAUUAAGCAUAAAGAGCCAUUCCAAAAAGUCAAAGAGAGGAUACAAAAGAAGUUGGAAGUUCCCGAUAAAGAAUUUGAGCGGUAUAAAUUUGCACUCAUUGUGAUGGGUAGACCACAGCCUAUUACUGAUGAAAUGGACUAUCAUAUUAAUUUACCGGAUUUUCUACCACAUCCACAAACUGGUAAGUAUGGCAUCAGCUUUCUACAGCCUUGUAGCUCCUCUGCAGCUGCGAACCUUUUCUGCUGGGCAAAUGUGCAUUCAGUCUUUUGUCAAUGUACAAACAUUUAUGCGUUCUCUCCUGUGUUGAGUAGAAAGAAAAAAUGGGGGAAUAACAACCAUUUGGAUAUACAAUCGCCAGCAAUUUUCGUUGUUGGAUGUUUCUGUGGCCUUUGUACUCUCUCAGAUAGAAAUGUCCUUGGACUUUCCUAUGCACUGCACUUUUUACGUUUUGUUGUUUUUCUCCCUCCCUGUUUUUUUAUUUUUUAAUUUAUAUUUCUCAAAGGAUCUGGAAUUCCUGUGGAAAGUCAGCAUGGAAGGUUGCCAGAAGCUCGAGAAAACUUUUUUUGCUGCAUGUAUUGACUUUGAAGGAAUUAUGAGUGAAAAAAAAAAUAGCUCAAAUUAUGUGCAAUUGUAGAUUUCUUAUUGCAAGAAGAAGGAAAUAAUAUUUACAUUCUAGGUUUGUGCACACACAAAGUAGUCUGUUUACUUUGGUGAGUGUUAACUUGAGUCUCAGUUUGUAGUUGUUCAUUUUCUUGAACAGUUACAGCUUAAAGCAAUAUUCCCUUUGAUUAGAGUAUGCCAUGUUUGAAUUGAGUGAUCAUGUGAUGACACUUUCAUUUGUUUGCCUUGUCUAUAAGUAAGAUGUAUAAAAUUCAAAAGUAUUAAUAAAAUGAAAAUGUUGCCAUCUUUCUUUAAAAAAAAUGAAUUUGUUUAAAUGACUGACAAAAAUGAAAGAUUUCUUUUAUAGUCUUGCUUUUUACAAAUAUGUGUGUUUUAAUUUAUUGUAGUAUUACUCACUUGUUCCAGCUAAUCUAGGGGUUUGAGACUUCAUCUAUGUUCUUUAUUUUAAUCAUAUCUAUAAUGCAUAAUGGCCAUAUAUGCAUUUGCGCCAGUAAACACCAUCUAACGAAAUCAAGUUGAUUCGGACUUUUUUGCUCAAAAUUUUCUUUCCCAAAAUACUGAGUUUAGACACGACCUUCGUAAUACAGGGCCUCACAACUCCCAACGCUUUCAGCCCGUGACGUCAUGAGGUUGGAUGAAUUCUGUAGACUAUGAUAGUCUUCUUCACUCAUAGUGAAGAAUGGGGAAUGUGUUAUUGGCUUUUUUGAUAGUUUUCUGAUCUUUCUGCAUAUUAAUUUUAAUUUAUCGUAAUGAAGAUGCCUAGUGCGUGCUGUGUUCCCAAUCGUAAAAGUAAUUACACAAAAAAUAGCUCCAAUGUUUCUGUAUUUUCGUUUCCAAACGAUGAAAACACUAGAAGAGCAUGGAUCUUUGCAAUAAAGCAGACGAUUUCGUACCAACUAAAUAUAGUAAGACUUGUACCUGAUGCCGUACCUUCAAUUUUCCCUAAUUUACCCUCAUACUUUUCCACAGAAUCAAAAGCAAGAAGAGAAACUCCAAUGGAUAGGGCAACACAUAAAAAAAUGGGAAAACUUAAAAGCAGCUUUAAAUAGCAGUCUCUAGGACAUAGUAAAAAGAGAGGAGAUAGAAAAAAUCAACACUUUUUCUGAAUUAAUUUUAAAAUUUAAAAACUUUAAAUCAAAUACAUGAAAUAUAACUCAAAAAUCAAACAAAAUAAUUUUUAUUUGUCUAGGCCCUUCUCAAGCUCCUAAGUUAAGUCAUUCUUUAUUAACUUCUUCCAAAUUAGAAGUAAUUUGUAAGUUUGUAUUUUAAUUUUAUUUAAUAUUAUAAUUAUUAUCA
Argiope bruennichi is the source of this 4775-nucleotide messenger RNA. RefSeq names its product ubiquitin carboxyl-terminal hydrolase 7-like. Bases 2502 to 3344 code for a protein of 280 amino acids. The transcript is spliced from 12 exons. Lineage: Eukaryota; Metazoa; Arthropoda; Arachnida; Araneae; Araneidae. The record is from RefSeq and is a predicted model, not a curated record.